Molecule: messenger RNA, 1533 nt
Organism: Lytechinus pictus (painted urchin)
Lineage: Eukaryota; Metazoa; Echinodermata; Echinoidea; Temnopleuroida; Toxopneustidae
Exons: 1
Coding region: 1-1533 (510 amino acids)
Biological process (GO): larval heart development; cell adhesion involved in heart morphogenesis
Cellular component (GO): extracellular matrix
Molecular function (GO): catalytic activity
Source: RefSeq, a predicted model, not a curated record
AUGGAGAUGAGCAAUGUGUACGACAGCCUGUCUUCAAGUUCUACCGACACAAGUACAUGUAGCUCCACAACGCCACUUAGCCCUGGCCCUCCACUAGCUUCUUCAUCUCCUACCCGUCGAAAAACCUUGCGGAAACGAGGUCAGGUUAAGCAUAAGAUGAAAAUCUUGAACAUCAAUUUCCAAAGUAUCAAGAAUAAAAAGGAAGAACUUGGUACUCUUAUUGACUCUACUGAUCCUGAUAUUAUUCUUGGCUCUGAAACAUGGCUCAACAGUUCCAUAUGCAGUUCAGAAUUGUUCCCCCCAGGCUACGAUGUAAUUCGGAAGGAUCGUCUUGAUGGGUAUGGAGGAGUAUGCAUUGCAAUAAAGAACAACCUUGUAUUUGAGCGUCUAACCUACAGACUGGAUCGGGAGAUAGAAGCAGUCUUUAUAAAACUUCAUAUUGACAGGCACCAAUCCCUAGUUAUCUGUGCUAUGUAUCGCCCACCAUCCAGUUCGAUUGCUUACAUGAAUGACCUUUGUGAAGUAAUAGAGGAUAUUAACGCUGAGAACCGCAACACUGUUUUGUGGCUUGGAGGGGAUUUAAAUCUCCCUGACAUCAAUUGGACCACCCUAGCUAUUGACAGGAACCAAUAUCAAAAUGCUGUCAACAUGAGAUUCUUGGACAUGCUUCAUAACUGUGGGCUUGAACAAAUUGUAGAUUUUCCAACAAGGCAGAACAGCUUUCUUGACCUCUUCCUUACGAAUAGACCUACCCUUGUUUACAAGUGUUCUCCCCUUCCUGGAAUAGGUGAUCACGAUAUUGUGUCUGUGGUGUCCUCUAUCAAAGCUAGCAGACGCAAACCCGUGAAGAGAAAGAUCUGCCUCUGGAAGCAGGCAGACUUAGAGAACCUGAAGAAGGAUUGCCUUGUAUUCCAGAACAGCUUUACUGGUCAAUACUGUACUUCUAGCUCUGUACAAGACAUGUGGCUUGACAUCAAAACAACUCUGACAAAGCUGCUGGAUAAGCAUGUACCUUCAAAGAUGUCAUCAACUAGAUACAACCAGCCCUGGAUAACUCGCUCUGUCAAACGGCUCUCAAGAAAGAAAAAAAAGUACUAUAACAGAGCGAAGACCAGCAAUGACCAAGCUGACUUUGAGAAGUACCAGCAGGUCAAGAGACAUUCCAGAAUUGCCUGCAAACAAGCUUACAACAAGUACUUGACAGAUAUUGGCAGUCCAGACACCACAAGUAAUCCAAAGCGUUUCUGGAGUUUUGUAAAUAGCAAGCGCCAUGAUGCCUCAGGUGUAGCACCAUUAAAGUCUCAUGAUGGUCUGACUACUGCUGACAGUCUCUCUAAGGCUAACAUCUUAAGCCAACAAUUCUCAUCGGUAUUUAACCAUGAUGAAGAUAUGACCAGCCUGAGAGACAAAGGGCCUAGUGCUUACCCAUCAAUGGAUCAUAUAAUCAUCUCUCCCCAGGGGUCCAUAAGAUUCUGUCUGAGCUUGAUAUCCAUGAGGCAUCUGGUCCUGACGAAAUUCCUGCCAGACUUUUGA